GGACCUGCCUUUAUCAUGCCCUUUCUUUAUCUCGGCGCCGAAUCCAAUGCGGCAGAUCUUACCCAGCUCCGUAAAUACCAUAUCCAAUGUCUGCUCAAUCUGGCAGCCGAGAAAAUGAACCUUAACAAGGACGAUGAGCCAAAGAUGUCUUACAAAAAGAUGCCCUGGCAACACCACCAGGCCAAUCUGGCAACCGAACUCGAAGUGGCCCUGGAGGCCAUUGAUCGGGCACGCGAGACCGGCCAAUCGAUUCUGGUACACUGCCAGUGUGGAGUAGCGCGUUCGGCGACCGUGAUCGUGGCAUAUGUGAUCAAGACUCUGCGGCUGCCACUCCAGGAGGCCUACGAUUAUGUCAAGGCACGCGCACCGGCCAUCAGUCCCAAUCUCGGUUUGCUCUAUCAAUUGCGUGAAUUU
This is a messenger RNA of Phycomyces blakesleeanus NRRL 1555(-), 414 nucleotides long. RefSeq lists its product as hypothetical. The transcript is spliced from 2 exons. The record is from RefSeq and is a predicted model, not a curated record. Gene Ontology annotation, biological process: protein dephosphorylation; negative regulation of MAPK cascade. The annotation marks the transcript as partial. NCBI's taxonomy places the organism in Eukaryota, Fungi, Mucoromycota, Mucoromycetes, Mucorales, Phycomycetaceae. Gene Ontology annotation, molecular function: MAP kinase tyrosine/serine/threonine phosphatase activity; protein tyrosine/threonine phosphatase activity. Gene Ontology annotation, cellular component: cytoplasm.